AUGAAAUCGAGAACGGCGCUAAGUGUUUACAGUUUGUUGUGGCUGCUGCCACUUGCAGCUGCCGCCGACUCUGGCAGCUUAUCCAAACAUGCGCGUAGCAAACGCACGCCCAUACCUUGGCUUAUAUUUCCAAGUACUUCGCCCACGCGUGUGCAGUUCAUAGGCGGCAUUGGCAUACCGCUGGAGGAUUUGGAGUAUGAAGCGGUGACCACAGGCUAUGUGCUCAAAGCGGAGUAUUGGCUGCCUGAGACGCCGGAUCAUCUGCGCACGCCCACAGCGCUGCCCAUAAACCAAGUGCCCACCUUGGGCUCGGUGGGCGCGCGUCGUCAACGUCCCAUGUUUGAAAACUUUUUGGUAGGCGCCGAUGAGCUGGGCAAGAGCACCAAGAAGCUGUUUACACGCACAAAUAAAGUGCUGAGCAGCUAUCGCUGGACUGUGUACAAAGCGCUCGAAGGGCUGGCCAAGCGUCUGGGCUACCAGGGGCGCAUUUGUGUGCUCAAAAGCAUUUGCGAGGCAGCCGAGGAGCCUUUUCACUUUAGCAAUGGACUCAUUGGCGAUUUGCUGCAUAUUGUGCUAACCCCCAGCUCAUCUGUGGACAAGCUAUCGGAGCAUGCAGAUAAUGAAUAUUAUUAUGCCGAAAAAGUUGGACAAACUGGCGCAGGCUGUGAGCGAGUUUUCAAGGAAUGUCGCCGCAGCUUGUUGCAACAUUUUAGUGAAAUGCAUGACAAUCUAGAUAAAUUAAUAAAUAUUUAG
Molecule: messenger RNA, 753 nt
Organism: Drosophila busckii
Lineage: Eukaryota; Metazoa; Arthropoda; Insecta; Diptera; Drosophilidae
Exons: 3
Coding region: 1-753 (250 amino acids)
Source: RefSeq, a predicted model, not a curated record